UGUUGACCACAGAGUUGCACUGGAGGACCUAUAGAUUCCUAGAGAGGGUGUCUUCUCAGGUAAAAACAUAGUGUUUUUGUUAUUUGCAGUUUUUCCAUAUUUGCGGGGGUCUUGUGCCCCUAACCCUUGCGAAUAUGAAGUGACAAGUGUAUUUAAAAGUCUGCCAAUUGUUUGAAUGUUAAUAUAACCACACUGAGCUUUAUUUCUUAAUGCUAUUCAAUAAAGUUACGGUACUGUUUAUUUUACAGUAAUGUCUCUGUCGGCAGUGAUUUCUGUGCAAUAUAAACAAGGACUACACAUACGUGAAAUAUCAGAAUUGGUUUGGGAAGACACUUGGGAUCCUGACCCCUUGCCCUUAAGAAUGACUACUAAUCUAAUCUACAUAAACAUCACAUGACUCUGUGAGUAUAUAAUAUGGCAGAGUAAUCUCUGAUAGCCCACUUGCUUCUCAGUUAACUGCACCCACCUUCCAGACUGCUCAGACCUGACUUGUUAUCAUGAUGCCCGGCGGCUUAACUGAUGCCAAAGCGGUUACUCCAGAUAUUCAACAGCUGGCUGACCAGAUGAAACCUGAAAUAGAACAGAAGGAAAACAAGAGUUAUCCCAUUUUCAAUGCUAUAGAGUACAAAACACAGGUGGUUGCUGGAACAAACUACUUCAUUAAGGUUGAUGCUGGACAGGGAGAAUUUAUGCACUUGCGUAUCUUCAAGCCUCUUCCUCAAUCCAGUGAAGGGCCGUCUCUGAAUAGUUACCAGACGGGAAAGACAGCAAAUGAUCCACUUAACUACUUCUAAGAAGAUCUUUCUAUUGCCUUGUUCUUUUGCCAUGAAAUGAGCUGGCUGCAGAUUGACAAAGAAAGAAAAUCAGCAAACAGCUAUAAAUAAUUUGGGAAGUUUGUGAUUGUAGUUCUGCAUUGAACAGCAUCGACAUUAAAGGGGGGAAAUGUGUAUGUUAAAGGAUAUGUUGAACGCCUACAGCUGAAUAAAGCUGGAAAAUGCCAUCUA
Molecule: messenger RNA, 1004 nt
Organism: Sceloporus undulatus (fence lizard)
Lineage: Eukaryota; Metazoa; Chordata; Lepidosauria; Squamata; Phrynosomatidae
Product: cystatin-A-like
Exons: 4
Coding region: 498-794 (98 amino acids)
Cellular component (GO): cytosol
Molecular function (GO): cysteine-type endopeptidase inhibitor activity
Source: RefSeq, a predicted model, not a curated record